Molecule: messenger RNA, 589 nt
Organism: Papaver somniferum (opium poppy)
Lineage: Eukaryota; Viridiplantae; Streptophyta; Magnoliopsida; Ranunculales; Papaveraceae
Exons: 2
Coding region: 55-363 (102 amino acids)
Source: RefSeq, a predicted model, not a curated record
UUAGAUUUCAGAGCACUAAACUUAGACAGCAUAACUUUUCCAACCAUAAUCAUCAUGGCAAAGAUUUCUUCUUCCUCCAUCCUCUUCCUGAUUGGUUUCCUCUUGUUGGUGAUAACCGUAUUCCCAGCUACUGACAAGUCUACUCCUACUCCUUCUGGUAAUGCACCAGAUGGUAGUGAAUGUCCCAUGAGGGAUGCCGCUAAUUCAAAAGGGACGAGUAGAAUAGUUGAUGGUCUAUCAUGUGAUGGUUGUACGAAAUCUUGUUUUAAGAAAUGUGGAAAAAGCAAAACAAAGACUCUUCUAGCUUGUAGGCAAAUGACUUCUACUAAGUGGAGCUGCGGGUGUUGCUGUUCCAAGGACUAGUUAUCAUCAUUGUAUACUAAUCUACUGUGAUGGCAUCAAGGACUGCAGAUAUGCAAGGACAUCGUUGUCAUUUUAGAAUUUCUCGUUUCUCUUUUUGUUUGUGCCUUUUUAUUUUUCCGUUCGGGUGAUUUUGCAGUUUGCUAGGUUUCCUAAUCUACUUGAGCUUUCAUACAAGAAAAUAAAGUAGCUAAGAUGCUAAAAUCUGUAUUAUUAUUUUUAGUUAGUG